Molecule: messenger RNA, 759 nt
Organism: Entrophospora candida
Lineage: Eukaryota; Fungi; Glomeromycota; Glomeromycetes; Entrophosporales; Entrophosporaceae
Source: the annotation of a GenBank genome assembly
AUGCAUGGUCUGAAUAUGAUGAUAGAAAAGCCUACACCACCUAUUUUUGACGAUACUGGCGAUGGUAUUGGAGCAUACAAAAAACAAGAUCAGAUCAAGGCUCUUGUACUAGAUAAAAGGAAUGAAAAACUUACUAUUAGGGAAAGAGCUCAAUAUUGCACCAAAAGUGGUGAUCCAUAUGAUAUUUACUUACAUGCUUUAGCUUUAAUCAAGACAAAAAAUGAUAGUGAUGAAGAAAUUGUCACAUCCAGCUCAUGUCUUACAUUAUUUUGUAAGGAAUUGAAAGAAGUUGGAGUUGAUUAUAAAGAUCUCGCCAAUGUGAUUAUGAUGUUGAGCAUGAGACCUGCUGAAGAUAUGUUAAGAAUAAGGGAGAAGAAGGUUAAUCCUGAGCCUCAACAAUCCCUUUCCAUGGAAGAGAAUCCAGAAUGUGCAAGAGAAUUGCUUACUUGGAUUCAAGAUGCUAUAGCAACUGAAAAGUUAUGUGUUCCUGUAUAUGGUGAUAAUAGAAAACACAAUAUCAGAGCAUUUAGCAAAUUUUUAAAGGCAUAUGUUCAUGGUAGUCGAAAUCCAACAGCCCAACAUCUUAGUUUACCUUGUAGAAUUGCAAUGAGACAAAAGAUCGACCAUUUUGAUUCUGGAACUUAUUAUGCUGAGGGUAAAGUAGAAAUUGGAGGAUGGAAUUUGUUAGAUGUAUUUAUCUGGAUUUCUGAUAAAACCUUUUCAGACAAUGCACUUACCUCAGUUUAUGACUUGAAAUAG